CUAAACCCUAAAAAAGCAUAUCUUCCGACAAAAAAAAACUAGAAAAAAAAGGCAACUCAGCUCGACUUUCCGAUACAAACUUCCCAAAUGUUCGCAACCAACUCGAACUUUAGAAUGCGAAGUCCAAAAAUAAGUAGAACCCAUCUCCGAUUUUAACAAGGAAACCUCAAAGCCAGCGUCUUUUUCAGAGCAAUCCCCAAACACAGAGUACAUAACAGAACUACAGUUUGAAAAGCAAAACAAGAAAUUUCUUUCUGAAAUGGCAGAAGAGCAAGAAGAAACCAAGAAAUUAGACACAGAAUCAAAAUCUGAACAACCAAAUGAACUAACAACGGCAAAUGAAGGAGCAGAGCUGAAUAAAGAAGAAGAAAAAAGAAUGAAACCAUGGGAGCAGCACGCAGCAGUAAUAAGCAUACCAAGAUUCGAUUACAACGCACCUUCUAAUCUUCUUAAUCGUUCUCACUCCGGCUUUCUCGUCACCUGCUCCAUCAAGAGGGAAAAGAGUGCCACCAAAGAAGUUAUGUCCAUUCUUCAAAAGUAUAUUGUAACCCAUGAUCAUGGAACGCCAGAGGGUUUUAAUGGUAGACAAAGCACUAAAAGAAGGAAAACGUUAAUGGGUGGAAUAUGUGCUGAAGGUAUAGAAAGUGAAAGCAUUAGUGAGGAUGAUGUAGAAGGGCGUUCCGAGGAGACAUGUAAAGUAGGAGAAACAAGUUCUGCUAUAUCUCUGGUGAAGUUGACAAAGAGUGGCUUGCUUCUGCUAACCUUUGUGGGAGAAAGUUGUUUCAAUGUUAUUGAUAUUGUAUCGAGUAUUUUUCAGCAUCUCGAAUCUGGGAAUCUAAAAUCACCUCUCUGGUGCCAUCGCAUUUUCCCUAUCCAAGCUACUUGUCGUCUGGAUGAGAAGGAACUGCACACAGUCGUGUCAAAGCUCGUUACUGAUUUCAUGAAAGAGAAACCUAACAAGACCGGACAGACCUUAAAGUUUGCAGUUGCAUAUAACAGAAGAGGUAUUGAAGAGACUCAGGCAAAGAAUGUGAAAUCUGCUUCAAAGGAUUCUAACCUGUGUCCUUUGCUGGAGCGCAACAAAUGUUUUGAUGUUGUGGCUUCUGCAGUUAAAGAUGUCGUAUCAGAUUCAGCUGUCGAUCUCAAAUCUCCAGAGCUCUCCAUACUCGUUGAGUUGUUGCCUGUGUCUGGACUGGGAUCAUUAGUUGCUGCUGUGGCAGUUCUUCCUCAAAACCUUGUUAGCAUAAAGCCAAAACUGUGCAUCAGGCCACUGGUUUCUGAUGCCGGUGUGAAGAAUAAAAAACAGUCGAAGAUGGUCGUUUAACAUUAACAUAUUAAGCGAUUCUGAAACUACAUCUUUUUCAUUCAGUUAUAUGUCAUCCAUCACUUGAGCAAAGGUCAUCAAUUCAUUUAUUUAUCAUGAAUGUGAGGAUAACUAGUGCAGUUUUCCUAUGUUUUUGUUUUAGAAACAGAAAAAAAUUUAGGUGAAUAUUGUACGUUAUGCAUGUAGCGUUUUCACUAUAUUCUUCCAGGAAUCGGAUAUUCGGACUCAAAAUCUUUCCUAUGUUAACUACAAUCUUUUAUUGUCUUAAAACCUAA
Messenger RNA from Mercurialis annua (annual mercury), 1599 nucleotides. RefSeq lists its product as uncharacterized. Gene Ontology annotation, biological process: tRNA modification. Gene Ontology annotation, molecular function: RNA binding. The transcript is spliced from 7 exons. The coding region runs from base 260 to 1324 and encodes 354 amino acids. NCBI's taxonomy places the organism in Eukaryota, Viridiplantae, Streptophyta, Magnoliopsida, Malpighiales, Euphorbiaceae. The record is from RefSeq and is a predicted model, not a curated record.